This is a messenger RNA of Wyeomyia smithii (pitcher-plant mosquito), 2559 nucleotides long. RefSeq lists its product as uncharacterized. Bases 7 to 564 code for a protein of 185 amino acids. The record is from RefSeq and is a predicted model, not a curated record. The transcript has 2 exons. NCBI's taxonomy places the organism in Eukaryota, Metazoa, Arthropoda, Insecta, Diptera, Culicidae.
UACAGAAUGCAUCCCAGUAUAGAAAACAAAGACGUAGUCCCACGUCAAAAGCGAAGCACUAUCGAUAUUGAAACUCCUAGAGACUGGGCGCUAUUCAUUAGUCAGGUACGACGUAAAAUCCCCAUAAAUGUAGUUGAACUAGACCAAACAAAAUUUUUGGCGUUGGAAAACCUCAACAUACGAUUCAACCGUCCUAAAUAUAAUAUGGACGGUCAGGUCAUAAAAUUGCGGGACAUUAUAUGGUUUGAAUACCGAACAACUGCACCAGGGCGCGUGUUUUAUAAACAGAAUGUUGAGGAUGACUACUCAGAACCUUAUUAUUUAACUCCACUCAACUUGGAGCCAAUACCUUUAUCGCAGGAGAAGCUGGAGGACCUGCAAAACCUCCUCCCAUUUGUAAGCAACAAGCAAUAUUAUGAGGUGAUGCUUAAAAAUUUAGUGGUUAAAAAGCGUGGACGAAAAAAGUUAAGUAAAUGCGACGAUCAUUUCGAAGAUGAUAUGGACAGGCUUGAGGAAGAAUAUGUAAAACGAAUAUAUCCGUGUACUUACGUAAAAACCUCAUAAUAAAUAUCAAUAAAAAUAAUUAAUACGGAUAUUCGAUAGCAAAAUUGUAGGGUAGUUUGGGGUAAUUUGGACCCCUGGGGUGAAAUGGACAGGUGCUUUAUCUUGGAAAGUAUCUCAUUUUUGGGUUCCAUGUACUACUACAUCCUUUCCUUGAACUACUAAACCCUAACUAAUAUAAAAAUUUCAUGGUUUGCUGUGACCGGUGCACCGCAGUGCCAAUGUAAACAAAGGAAACAUCAAAAGUCAAUUUUGCUGUAAGUUUUACGCUCGUGUAUUUAAGGUUUUUUGAGAACUUCUUCGAUGUUUUCAGUCUAAUGAGCUUUGCAGCCGUGUUUGUCUAGUAAAAGAGUACAUUUUAAUGAAAGAUUGCGAUAAGUUUGAUCGAAAAUUGUGGAAGGAAUUGUGUUUUUAGGAAGGCGUCCUGUUUGGGGUAAAAUAGACAGUUUUUUUGGGGUGAUAUGGUCAGGCGAGUUAGAAGUAAAACGAACGGAUAGACGGCGGUUUACAAACAAUAAUGAACUGUAAAAAGUGUUGCAGGCAAUCUGGGAUGAUUUAUCUGUUUUUAAUGCCCCGCAGAGUGGCGGGUUUCUGAACAAAAGUUGGGAAAACCUAAUUUUUUUUUCUAAAAUGCUUGAAAAUGACGUAUAAUGCCAACUUUUGCGUGCUGAAGUCAUUUCUGAUGUCCGAAAAUGUUGUUUCCCGAAAAUGCCGUUAUUAUUAUCAGAUUUACUUUUUUGUUCAGAUCAUGUUCAACAUUGGUAUACUUGUUCUUUAUCGAAAAACUAUAUACCCGUAUUUUUUGUUUGGUCCUUAGUGUGAACCAUUUUGAAUUAAAGUUGCCAAAAAUCGGCAAUCAUUUUUCAAAAAAUUGUAACUUUUGAGCCGUUUGACCGAUUAAAAGAUUUAAUGGAAAAUUUAAGGAAUUUGAUAGGCCUUUCAAGGAAAAAUAAGAAAUCGUACGUCAACGUACAUUCGUUAUAUAUUUUUCCGUUUCGCCAAUUUGGGAUUAACGGAUUUGGAGCGACGAUAUGCAAACCGGGACCCAAAAAUUUGAGAAAUACGGUUAAUUUCAUAUAGGCUGUUGAUUACCCGAUCAUUCCGAACUGUUUUAACGAGACUGUACGGUACACAAGAGUUCUGAAAAAUAACAUAAAUUUCCCCUCAACACGAAACUCGUUGAUCCAAAAUCAGAUCAGAAUUGAGGGAAUUAGGUAAUCGAAGUUAAGCCUAAAAUUGUGAUUUUCGAACAUAAAAAUCAUUGAAAUUUCCUGACACAGCAACAUUCAAAGUGCUGCCAAAAAUUGGUAUAUCAUCUGAUUCUCAUGAAACUUACAUCACCCAUACACUGACACACACACGCACACAGUCACACACUCACGCGCACACACGCACACGCACACAAACACACUCUCACACACACACACGCGCGCAUAAACAUGCACACACACAAACGCGCGUGUGCGACAUACGAUCGCAUACUCAGUUUCUAGUAUAAAUAACUGAAGAAGGGGAAUUUUUUUGGCCUACUGUGGAACCACUGUGCAAUGCCUAAGAAUUGCAGUUAUCAUUCCGUAUGCCUGAUACCACCUUCUACUGUGUAUUAAGCAACUAUUGAUACUAUAAAACUCACAUUUUUUACCCUGUCCACAUCACCCCAAACACUGUCCAUAUUACCCCAAUAGCUGUCCAUUUUCACCCCAACCGAUUUUUUAUGUCCGAAAAUCAUAAUUUUUAGUUCCGUUAUUUUUUUUGUUCUUUUGACCUCAAUAUCAAGGUUUUUUCGUGCAGAAACAUAGAAAACAGAUCAAUAUUACUAUAUUACAUUACGUUAUGGGAUAGAAAAAACAGGUUACGAAAUAACAGGAGUUUUCCUUAGGGGGUCCAAAUUACCCCAAACUACCCUACACUGUUGCACUUACUCGAGAAAAACUUCAUUGGUGUGCCUGGAAUGUAAUUUCAAAGCGAGGGUUUUUACUCAUUUUGCUGAAUGUUAAU